Molecule: messenger RNA, 1586 nt
Organism: Amborella trichopoda
Lineage: Eukaryota; Viridiplantae; Streptophyta; Magnoliopsida; Amborellales; Amborellaceae
Product: 2-oxoglutarate (2OG) and Fe(II)-dependent oxygenase superfamily protein
Source: RefSeq, a predicted model, not a curated record
UCCUGGUCUAUUACCGCUUAUACAAAAGUUCCUUGUACCUUCGGAUGCUCUGGAUUCCACCGCUUGUGCAAAGCCAAAACGCCCCGGUAAAAUCUCCUGCUCUCUGAUUCUUAGGCCUAAGCCUCUCUCGCUCGAACGCAAUCAUGCCAGAAAUGGAAGGAGAGGAAAAAGAUGUACUUGAACUGGUUCAACUCCAGUACGAUGACCUCAUUCUCUUGUCCCAAUCCUCAUUUUCUCCCUCCCAUUCACCGUCUUCCAGCCCUAAACUUUCGUAUCCUGCAAGAGAAGAAUCAGAGAGACUUGACGCCGUUUUUAAAACUGUGAUGGAAACCCUAGGUCCUGAAGGCCCUGGUUUGAUAGCUAUAACUGGAGUUCCGAAUGCUGGAGCUAUGCGGCGGAGACUUCUUCCUCUUGCCCGGAAGCUUGCGCUCCUCAACAACAAGGAUCGUCAUUGCAUUCUCAAGGAGCAUGGCUUGGGUAGUGAUUUUUCACUGAAGGACCUGGACAGAAGUGUCUCAUCGUUUGUAUUUCCAUUAAGAUAUCAACAGGAUUUUGUCCCUAAACUGAUGCACAUAGGGUCAAAACCAGGAGAUUCAGAAGAUCCAGAUAUUUACAGUUUAGAACAGCAGCCCCAUGAAACAGGGAAUGAAUUUAAGGAUCUGGGAAAUGCUUUUAAAGAGCUGGGUUUCUGCAUGGUAGUAAUAGGACUUUUAUUUGCACGAAUAUGUGAUAAAGGCAUUGGUGGUGGUGAACUAGAGGAAAGCAUCCUUCACUCAGGCACUGCAAAAGGACGUCUUAUCCAUUACCAUUCAAUUUUAGAUAACUUUGUUCUAAAGGAGGCUGCAAGAUCAAGAGGAGAUAAAAAACAGAGAAACAGAAGUGGACAGAUUCUUGUUGAAGAUUCGAAUGUGAGUUCACUUCAAUACAGCGUUAUAUCAAGCCAAAUUUUGCCAUCUAAUUUAUGGCAACAAUGGCACUAUGACUAUGGGCUAUUCACAGUUUUGACUACCCCAAUGUUUCUUUCCCAAUGCCAGAACCCGGAAAACAAUGAUGACAGUUAUGAGAAACUUGAUUCUCAAUCAGAGUGCUCUGCUCCUAACGGACACACAUAUUUGCAGAUACAUGACACUGUUAUGCAUAGGACGCUUAUGGUCAGAGCACCUCCUAACAGUUUCAUUAUUCAGGUUGGAGAAUCAGCUGAAAUUUUAUCUAGAGGAAAGCUUACUUCAACAAUCCAUGCAGUUUCCAGAGUACGUGAAAGAGUGGACAUAAGCAGAGAAAAUUUUGUGGUCUUUCUUCAACCUUCUUGGCACAAGACUUUCUCAGAACUUCCUGAGAGGGAUGGGGCGAGUUGGGAUAAAUCAAUAGGGAGAAGAAGUUGCACUUGUGACAUACAAAGAAAGGUUCCACCUCUAUUAACUCGCUUGAAAGAUGGUAUGACAUUUGCUGAAUUUUCAAAAGAAACAACCAAACAGUACUAUGGUAGCAAUGGCUGGCAGUCUGGGAAAUAGAUUUUUUUUGUUGCCAUCUGGAAUUUCAAAUUUGGGAUCCUUCACUCCUUUGACACUGGUCUGUGCAUCCUUUUC